This is a messenger RNA of Hyaloscypha bicolor E, 924 nucleotides long. RefSeq lists its product as uncharacterized. The record is from RefSeq and is a predicted model, not a curated record. The transcript has a single exon. NCBI's taxonomy places the organism in Eukaryota, Fungi, Ascomycota, Leotiomycetes, Helotiales, Hyaloscyphaceae. The coding region runs from base 1 to 924 and encodes 307 amino acids.
AUGAACCGCACAGUUGUCGUGGUUCCGCAGCUUGUUGGGAGCGUUAGCACGACACCACGAUCCUUUGCAUAUCCCUCGGCGUACCCUUCAGAGGCUGAAGAUGAGGUCGUAGCCACACCGAAGGGAGGAAAUUUUCCCUUCCUCGCUCUUCCAUCCGAAUUGAGGAAUAAGAUAUACUCGUUGGUAUUCUCUGCCGCUCCUCUUCAUCUAGAUCUUGAUCCUUCGAUCUUCAAAAUCUUCCAUCGAACGCAGAUGUUCGCCAUCUUCCGUGUCUCACGCCAACUCUACCGCGAGGCCACACACCAUUUCUUCAGCACACAUACCUUCCGCCUCUUCCCGACCUAUCCAGGCAGAUACUUCAAGACAAAGAGACCUCUGCUAGCACGUCUGCCGGCUCAGUACCGUCAGUCCAUCACGUCGCUAGAGCUGCGUCUUGGUCCCGGCUGGAAUAAUCCCCCACGAGGAUGGGUCGUGAAUGAUGCAUUGGGACUGGCUGACUGCACGAGCGUGCGGGUCUUGAGGAUCUUCGUUGAAUGCGACCCUAGCGAUGCUAUUUUCAAAGGCUUCCGGAAGAGUGAAGGGUUUUACGAAGAGUUCUCUGCAAGCCUUCUUGACGAGGUCAUGAAAAAAGUUCCUAGUAUCAAGAUCGUGGAGUUCGAUGCAUAUACCUCCGUCAAGCGGAGUGGAGAUAUGAUGUCUGGUCUUGAACAAGUGGUGGCAAAGUAUGAGGGCAAGAUUGUGGAAUGGGGCCGAGAGCGUGGAUGGGAGAAGGAGACUGAGCAAAUCUGGCUUGACGCUCUUUUGAUCCAUGCGGCAUCCCAGAGAUUAAGCAGGGCCCGUGCUGUUCUUCCCGAGAGACCAAUGGCAUUUGCCGUAGGAGGCGACUUUAGUUUGCUGUAUGAAGGCUCGGAAGCGAUAAAUUGA